Molecule: messenger RNA, 192 nt
Organism: Bipolaris oryzae ATCC 44560
Lineage: Eukaryota; Fungi; Ascomycota; Dothideomycetes; Pleosporales; Pleosporaceae
Exons: 1
Source: RefSeq, a predicted model, not a curated record
CUGACUGCCGUGCAUCGGCUGUUGACAUCAGAGAUGGUUUUCUGCGGUUGUACUGAAAGUGACGGAUUGCGACUGUUGACCACCAGCGCAACCAUUGACCACGGGUUUGGCCGUGAGUCUACCGAGACGGAUUGUAAAUUCAUGCGGCCAAGAUCCUUCCGUGGAUGGCCCGAAAGCGUUUCCACUGUUUGA